Zingiber officinale is the source of this 2322-nucleotide messenger RNA. RefSeq names its product V-type proton ATPase 16 kDa proteolipid subunit. Gene Ontology annotation, molecular function: proton-transporting ATPase activity, rotational mechanism. Gene Ontology annotation, cellular component: proton-transporting V-type ATPase, V0 domain. NCBI's taxonomy places the organism in Eukaryota, Viridiplantae, Streptophyta, Magnoliopsida, Zingiberales, Zingiberaceae. Bases 117 to 611 code for a protein of 164 amino acids. Gene Ontology annotation, biological process: proton transmembrane transport. The transcript is spliced from 3 exons. The record is from RefSeq and is a predicted model, not a curated record.
UUCCAUAAACUUCCUGAUCACAGGAUUCCCUUUUGCCAUCGACGGACGGAGCUCUAGGUGGAGGAAGAAAUCGAGGCCAAAAUUCAUCGUUUCUCUUUGAUCUCCUUGCCGGAAUCAUGUCCUCCUUCAGCGGCGAUGAGACUGCUCCUUUCUUCGGAUUCCUCGGAGCCGCUGCCGCCCUCGUCUUCUCCUGCAUGGGAGCGGCGUACGGGACUGCAAAGAGCGGUGUUGGGGUGGCGUCCAUGGGUGUGAUGCGGCCGGAGCUGGUCAUGAAAUCGAUCGUGCCGGUUGUCAUGGCAGGGGUGCUCGGUAUCUACGGGUUGAUCAUUGCUGUGAUCAUAAGUACCGGGAUCAACCCCAAAGCAAAGUCAUACUACCUUUUUGACGGGUACGCUCAUCUCUCCUCGGGCCUCGCUUGCGGUCUUGCAGGUUUGUCUGCAGGCAUGGCGAUCGGGAUCGUUGGCGAUGCCGGUGUUCGGGCCAACGCGCAGCAGCCUAAGUUGUUUGUUGGCAUGAUUCUCAUUCUCAUCUUUGCUGAAGCACUGGCACUCUACGGUCUCAUUGUUGGUAUCAUUCUUUCCUCUCGCGCUGGCCAAUCCAGGGCAGAUUAAGAUUCUCAAGCUCAACAUUCGGUAUCCACUGGUGACUUGUCUCCAUGUUCAUAUUGAAUAUCCAUACAAUCGAGUUUGCUUUCUUGGUUUUAUGUUGCAUUCUGAGUAGAGAUAUGUCUGCUAAGAAAGUUUUCACAAUACUAUUUUUCUGCCAGCCACAUUGUUUUGGUCGAUAUCAUGCAAAUGGACGCUAUAUGUUAAUUGACAUAAUUUUUUAUCCGAUAAUGUUAUCCAUCUUUAGAUGGAAUGGAAUUUCGAUUGAUGUACUAGACAACUUGACAUAUCAGUGCUUCACACAUUUACACUAAAAGAGGAUCAGAAUAAUUCUCUAAGCACUCAAGGGUCAUGUGUAUGUUUGUUUCCCCUAAAGGACUUGGCUUGAUUAUUUAGGAACUUGAGGGUUCAUGUGUACAAUUUUAUAACCUAAAUGAUCUGAUUUGGAUCAUUUCUAAAUUUUAGAAUUUUUCUGUAACCAUUUGAAAUCCAUAUUCGAUAGAUGUGCAAUUUUCUCUCUUUGAGACUCCUAAGCGUCCAUGUGUGUAGUUUUCUUACUAACCUAAAUGGCCUUAUUUAAGUCAUCAAGAAACACUCUUUAGUGGUUAAUUUGAAGUCGAACAUCGGAUUAUGUCAUGUGAAAGAUUACUACUCUGGAAGUCUGUCUUAUAUUUUAUCAUUACGGGGUUAAAAUAUAAAAUAUAUUGAAGCUUAAAAAAUAGAGAGUAAUUUAGAGAUAUUCUUUUAAGAAUGAAAAGACGGUGAGUUCCAUAGUUAGUUUAUUAAAAAUGAAUCGGUAAAUCCGAUCCGAAUGCUUGGAGUUUUAUCCGCCACAGCUCGGAUGAAGACAACCUGCUCGUUCCUGAUCUCCUACUUCGCCCGAGUCACAACAGGCACAAAUACUCGCCAGUCCUUUCUUCGUCCCAAUAGGGGUCCAUCUCGUGCCGCGGCCUACGCGAACCACGUCACACAUGACGCGUUCAAACACGAGGCGCCAGAACACGCGAUCCGUCCCCAAGCUCUGCCAAACCCAGCUGUCAACUGUCUCCAUGUAAUAAUCCAAGCUUGGAGCUCAGACCAGUCUGCUUCGUCCUCCCUCCACCGAUGGCCCUCCCCAAGCUUCUCCUCUUCCUCCUCCUCGCCCUCGCCAAUGCCGGCGAACCCCAAGAGGAAGGCACCAGCUCGAGAAGCCUAGUGAGGGACUCGGUCACCGAGUGGCCCUCCUCCUUCCCGUUCGCCCAUUUCGAGAAGAACGACGACGACGACGACUUCGAGCUGUAUGGGGAAGAAGAAGAAGAAGAAGAAGAAGAAACGGAGGAGGAGUUGAGGAGCAAGAGACGGCGACGGCGGCGGCGGAGCCAUCCGGUGUUCUUGCCGCCCCAGGCCCGCUACUUCAUCUCCUACGCGGCGCUGUCGGCCAACCGCGUCCCCUGCCCGCCGCGCUCCGGCCGGUCCUACUACACCCACAACUGUCACAUGGCGAGGGGACCUGUCCACCCUUACUCCAGGGACUGCGAAUCCAUCUCCCGAUGCAGGAGGUGAUCAUCAUUGGCCAUGGCGGAGAAAGCUCUUGUCACAUAAUUUACUACUACGCUUCUGCUUCUACUCCAGCUCCACUAUUUUACCUGCAUUUCUGUGAUGCCAUCGCUAUUCUAUCUAUCAAUGUUUUUGUUCGUCUACUAGUAAGUUAUGAAGAUCCAGCGCUAAUUUCAUUGGA